AUGAUUAUAGUAUUACAACUGACAAUACUUGCAACACCUACUACAAAUGAUAGCAAUAGUGAAAAUACUCAUGAAUUUUUGUUCAAUUAUAAAGCAUUUCAAAAUGUUAAAGAAAAAGCUAGUUUAGAUAAAUAUAAUGAAGUUAAUAUCAAUAUAGCAUGGGAGGACAUGGACUCGAUUGAAAAAGAUUCUAUUGAAAAAAGUUCAACAAUUAGUUUUGAUGAAAACUAUCUAAUAAGUGAUAUUGAGU
Messenger RNA from Funneliformis caledonium, 250 nucleotides. NCBI's taxonomy places the organism in Eukaryota, Fungi, Glomeromycota, Glomeromycetes, Glomerales, Glomeraceae. The record is from the annotation of a GenBank genome assembly.